AUUCAUAAGUGAAGCCGAUAACAGAUCCAAUACUAGGCCCAUUAACAAGCUUCUAACUCUAAAACAUUGAGCUUACCCAAAAGCAUCAUCAAAACCAAAACCUUUGAAUGAUCUCUCUCUCUCUCUGAAUCUUGAUCUCCAAAACAAAUCCCUGGUAUCUCUCCAACCCUAGAUUCCUUUUCUAUUGAAUCGUGAUCCUUCACUCAUCAAUUCGAUUACUUCUAUGUAACCAAUGCUUGAUCUCUAAAGAUACAGGUUCUGAAGAUCGAAUCAGGGUUCUGAUCUACUCAGAAACGCUUCUGAUCUUCUGGGUCUUGCUCAAGUUAGUUUCUUUAUCAUCAAACCAUCGAAAGUCUUGAGUCUAAUAGUGUGAGCUCGAUCUUGGGCUGAAGCUAUGGCGCAGAGUAAUUGGGAAGCUGAUAAGAUGCUUGACGUUUACAUAUAUGAUUAUUUGGUGAAGAAGAAACUUCAUAACACUGCUAAGUCUUUUAUGACUGAAGGCAAAGUCUCUCCUGAUCCCGUUGCAAUUGAUGCUCCUGGAGGUUUUCUUUUCGAGUGGUGGUCUGUGUUCUGGGACAUCUUCAUUGCAAGGACGAAUGAGAAACAUUCAGAGGCUGCUGCAGCUUAUAUUGAGGCACAGCAAGGUAAAGCAAGGGAGCAACAACUUCAAGUGCAGCAAAUGCAGAUGAUGCGCCAAGCUCAGAUGCAGCAGCGUAGGGAUCCUUCUCUUGGUGGUCCAAUGAAUGCUAUUGGUUCUGAAGGGAUGAUUGGGCAGUCUAAUGCAAGUGCUAUUGCUGCAAAAAUGUACGAGGAGCGUAUGAAGCAACCAAAUCAAAUGAACACUGAUACAUCCCAACCCCAUAUGGAUGCAAGGAUGGCCCUUCUCAAAUCAGGAACAAACCAUCAUAGUCAGAUGGUCCAAGGGAAUCAUCCGGGAGGUGUUUCCGCAGCACUGCAGCAACUUCAAUCACGAAGCCAGCAGACUCCUGAAAUAAAAACUGAAGUUAAUAUUGGUGCAUCUCCAAGACAACUGCCAGUGGAUCCUUCUACAGUUUAUGGCCAAGGAAUCCUGCAAUCAAAGCCUGGGAUGGGGAAUGCAGGAUUAAACCCUGGGGUAGGUGCUCUUCCCUUAAAGGGAUGGCCAUUAACUGGCAUCGAGACAAUCCGACCAGGUUUAGGCCCUCAAGUUCAGAAAGCCUUCCUUCAAAACCAAAGUCAGUUUCAGCUCUCGCCGCAGCAGCAGCAACAGCAACAGAUCCUGGCUCAGGUUCAAGGACAAGGAAAUCUGAAUAAUUCAUCCAUGUAUGGAGGAGACAUGGACCCUCGAAGGUUUACGGUAUUACCUAGAGGAACGAAAGAUGGUCAACAGAAUGCAAAUGAUGGAUCUAUAGGUUCCCCUAUGCAGUCCAGUUCGUCUAAACAUAUAAACAUGCCACCGGUUCAGCAAUCUUCUUCUCAGCAACAAGAUCCUUUACUAUCACAGCAAUCACAGCAGAACAACCGCAAAAGAAAGGGACCUUCCUCUUCUGGUCCUGCUAACAGUACAGGGACCGGAAACACGGUAGGCCCAUCCAACUCACAGCCGUCAACUCCGUCAACGCAUACCCCUAUCGAUGGAUCUGGUAUAACUGGUAACAUGCAGCAUAUGAACAACAUGCCAAAGGGGCCAAUGAUGUAUGGUUCUGAUGGAAUAGGUGGUCUUGCAUCAUCAGCAAACCAACUGCUGCAGGAUGACAUGGAACCUUUUGGAGAUGUGGGAGCACUAGAAGACAAUGUAGAAUCGUUUUUGUCCCAAGAUGAUGGAGAUGGAGGAAGCUUGUUUAACCCCACCACCCUAAAGCGGAACCCUUCUGAGCAUGCCGAACCCCCAAAGGCUUUUAGUUUCAGUGAGGUUAGUUCUAUAAGAAGAAGUUCCAAUAAGGUCAUCUGCUGCAAUUUCUCAUCUGAUGGGAAGUUGCUGGCUAGCGCUGGACAUGAUAAGAAGCUUUAUAUAUGGAACAUGGAAACACUAAUAACUGAGAGCGCUCCUGAAGAACAUGGUCAUAUCAUCACAGAUGUUCGCUUCAGACCUAAUUCAACUCAACUAGCUACGUCCUCCUUUGACAAAACUAUCAAAAUCUGGGAUGCCUCUGAGCCUGGUUACUUUGUAAGAACGAUUACUGGUCAUACCGCACCUGUGAUGUCCCUUGAUUUUCACCCUAAGAAAACAGAUCUUUUCUGCUCUUGUGAUGGCAACAAUGAGAUUCGUUUCUGGAACAUCAACGCUGCGAAUUGCUUUCGUGUUAUAAAGGGUGCUAGCACACAAGUACGGUUCCAGCCAAGAUUUGGACAAAUGCUUGCCGCAGCUUCGGAAAACACUGUGUCAAUUUAUGAUUAUGAUAAUGACAGACGUGUCCACUUGUUAAAGGGGCAUUCCGCAAAUGUAAAUUCUGUUUGUUGGAACCCAAGCGGAGAGUUGAUAGCUUCUGUUAGCGAAGACUCUGUUAAAUUGUGGUCUCUGAACUCGGGAGAUUGCAUCCACGAGCUCAGUUCUAGUGGAAACAAGUUCCACUCUUGUGUCUUCCACCCUACUUUUCCCAAUCUCUUGGUCAUUGGUGGCUACCAGUCACUGGAGCUUUGGAACACAAAAGAGAACAAAUGUAUGACAAUACCGGCUCAUGAGUGUGUCAUCUCUGCAUUAGCUCACUCACCUAUGACAGGAAUGAUGGCUUCUGCAAGUCAUGACAAAUCCGUAAAGAUUUGGAAGUAGAUAAAUAUUUGUGUUCUUCAAGAAACGAAAAGGAAAAAACAAAACAGAGCUCGAGUAUUUUUUAGUCUACUUAUUUGUUUAGUGUUUACAUUCAAUAAGUUGUUUAAUGGGUUUGUAUGCGUCAAAAACAAAGGUAUUUCAUAACUCCAAUCUUUGUCUUGUGUGAUCUUUCUUUGGGAUUUUUCUUGUUCUUGUGUUCUAGUGUUUAAGUGGGACAGAGAGGUGUAAGCAAUUUCUCUAGCCAACAAAAUUUGUAGAAAUAUCUUCUCAUAAUUA
This is a messenger RNA of Brassica rapa (field mustard), 3025 nucleotides long. RefSeq names its product transcriptional corepressor LEUNIG_HOMOLOG. Gene Ontology annotation, molecular function: transcription corepressor activity; protein binding. Lineage: Eukaryota; Viridiplantae; Streptophyta; Magnoliopsida; Brassicales; Brassicaceae. The record is from RefSeq and is a predicted model, not a curated record.